Molecule: messenger RNA, 1353 nt
Organism: Paraglomus brasilianum
Lineage: Eukaryota; Fungi; Glomeromycota; Glomeromycetes; Paraglomerales; Paraglomeraceae
Source: the annotation of a GenBank genome assembly
AUGAAUACCUCUGCUGGGCAAAAUGCUGACUCUGCCGAGAAGAAUGCUACAAAUCAGAACGAAACUGCUGCUGAUGCAACCAUGAUCAGUUUAGUAAAUGGGAGCGACUCGCCCGAAGACGCGGAAAGGAUUCACUGGGAAAGCGGACGGCGACUAUGGAGAACCGUUGAAAAAAAUGCAGACACGAUAACAGCUGUUGGACAUGAAUGCGUCAAGUCGGUCGUCCCUCUCGAUCUGCUUCGAUACCUGUACCUCCCUCGACAUCCCCAUGACAGAUAUUUUGACACGGAAACAAGAACGCUGUCAUACAUUCGAUCACGUUCCUUCCUACCUGUCAAGUCCCUUCCACCCGGACAGCGAAAAAGAAUUCUCGUCACGGGUGGUGCUGGCUUUGUGGGUUCGCACUUGGUCGAUCGUUUAAUGUUGAUGGGUCAAGAAGUGAUCGUGAUUGACAAUUACUUUACCGGGCGGAAGAGUAAUAUUGCUCACUGGAUAGGCCAUCCGAAUUUCGAGCUGAUUAGACAUGAUGUUGUUGAUCCGUUUUUAAUCGAAGUCGAUCAGAUAUAUCAUUUGGCUUGUCCCGCCUCUCCACCUCAUUACCAGCACAACCCUAUUAAAACGGUUAAGACUAGCGUUAUGGGGACUAUCAAUAUGCUUGGAUUAGCAAAGAGGGUCAAGGCUCGUUUUCUCCUAGCAUCUACAUCAGGCAUGUAUCCGAAAUAUCCAAUCCUACAUUAUCCAAUCCCACAUUUAUCGACCCAAAUUUACGGGGAUCCGGAAGUGCAUCCACAAUCAGAGACGUACUGGGGCAAUGUAAAUCCCAUCGGACCACGGGCAUGUUAUGAUGAGGGAAAACGGGUUGCCGAGACCUUGACGUAUGCGUAUAGGCACCAAGAUCACGUUAAUGUUAGAGUAGCUCGCAUAUUUAAUACAUAUGGUCCUCGGAUGAAUGAGAACGACGGCCGGGUAGUGAGUAAUUUUAUCAUGCAAGCGUUGAGAGGAGAAGAACUAACAAUAUAUGGAGAUGGGUCACAAACAAGAUCGUUUCAAUACAUUCACGAUCUUGUGGAUGGUCUAAUACUACUCAUGAAUAAUGAUUGCGAUCUACCGGUAAAUUUGGGUAAUCCGGAUGAAUACACCAUCCGAAGUCUUGCAGAGUUGGUUAGAGAUGAAGUGAACCCAGAUUCUAAUAUUACAACCCUGAAAGCUCCUGUUGACGAUCCAAAAAGGCGUAAACCUGAUAUAGCAAGAGCUGAGGACAAGCUAGGGUGGAAGCCGACAUGGCCAGUCAGACAGGGUAUCCAAGAAACUGUACAUUAUUUUCGGCGACAAAUGGAAGCUGGACUCGUUUGA